This is a messenger RNA of Aedes aegypti (yellow fever mosquito), 2818 nucleotides long. RefSeq names its product ubiquitin carboxyl-terminal hydrolase 5 (gene Usp5). Lineage: Eukaryota; Metazoa; Arthropoda; Insecta; Diptera; Culicidae. Bases 146 to 2587 code for a protein of 813 amino acids. Gene Ontology annotation, biological process: protein deubiquitination. Gene Ontology annotation, molecular function: cysteine-type deubiquitinase activity; protein binding; zinc ion binding. The record is from RefSeq and is a predicted model, not a curated record. The transcript has 3 exons.
GCAUCAGCCGCCGCAUCCAGUAGUUUUCUUUUGUCAUCGUUUUCACGCGAGAAGUGCGCAAAGAAAGGUGAAAAAGUUUUGUUCUCAAUUCGAAGUGCAGAAAGUGCGUGAUUUGCAGAAAACAAGAAAAAGGCCAUCUCGCAGCAUGGAAGCCCUCCAGAAGCAUCUCGGCCAGAUCAAGGUCCCGUGCGGCAGCGACAACGUCUACAAGGAGGAGUGCGUCUACAGUUUCGACAAUCCGGAAUCUCCGACCGGGCUUUACGUCAGUUUGAGUAGCUUUUUGGGGUUCGGAGAGGAAUACGCGCGUCUUUAUGCGGAGAAAAGUGGCAAUCGGGUGUUUUUGCAUUUGAAGCGGGAAAAGAUAGAAGUGGCGGAACCGGCGCAGGAAGGACCGGAGAAGAAGAUUACGAGGCUUGCGAUUGGAGUGGAGGGAGGAUUCCCAUCGGAACAGAAAAAGUACGAGUUCCGGGAGCAUUAUAAGGUGGUGGUGCUUCCGGAAGGGGUGAGUUUUGCGUACCCGGAUCAGGAUUUGCCUUUGCUGGUGACGAAUUCGGUGGAGGGGGUGUUGAAUGCGGAAGCGGCCUCUGUGAAGCGGGAGCGCGAACAGCUGACUGGAACAUGGGACGGAGAAGUCCGACAGGUUUCCCAGCAUGCGGAGAAUUUGUUGCAGUUGGACAAUGGAAGGAAGAUUCCGCCGACCGGAUGGAAAUGCGAACGCUGUGAUCUGACCAGUAAUCUGUGGUUGAAUUUGACGGAUGGGGCGAUUCUUUGCGGACGGAAGUUUUACGAUGGAACCGGAGGGAAUGACCAUGCGUUGAAUCACUACCGGGAAACGAACUAUCCGUUGGCUGUGAAGCUGGGAACGAUCACCGGUGAGGGCAAAGGAGAUGUCUACAGCUAUCAGGAAGACGACAUGGUGGAAGAUCCCUACCUGGUCAAACACUUGGCCCAUUGGGGAAUCAAUGUGGGUCAGCUGGAGAAGACGGAGAAGUCCAUGGUCGAGUUGGAGCUGGACCUGAACCAGAAGAUUGGAGAAUGGGGCAUUCUCUGCGAAAGUGCCAGCAAUCUGAAGCCAAUUGCCGGCCCAGGACUGACCGGAAUGCGAAACCUUGGAAACUCCUGCUAUCUGAACAGCGUGAUGCAAGUGGUCUUCACCAUUCCGGAUUUCGUUCGGCGAUUCGUGGAUGGAUCGAAGGAGAUCUUCGAAAGCUUCCCAGCUGAUCCGGCCAACGACUUCAACGUCCAAAUGGCGAAGCUCGGAGUCGGCUUGUGCAGUGGCAAAUACAGUGUUCUCACCGAGAACAGCAUGGACACGGUGGACAGUCCUUCCGGAAUUGCCCCGACGAUGUUCAAAUCCUUGAUUGGCAAAGGGCAUCCGGAUUUCUCAACCAAACACCAGCAAGACGCUCAGGAGUUCUUCCUGCACCUGGUCAACACUCUCCAGAAACAUUCUCGAAACCAAGCGGAUCCGGCGGACGCCCUCAAGUUCAGCAUCGAAGACCGCGUCGAAUGUUGCUCCAGCGGAAAGGUCAUGUAUAAUCGCCGCGACGAGUGGUGUCUUCCCCUUCAGAUCCCCCUCAAUCUGGCCACCAACAUCGCCGAGGUCAAGAAGUACGAAGAAGACUUGGCCCUCGCAGAGAAGGAAGGUCGUCGCCUUGACCCAGAAGCUCUUGUCCGUCCAAAGAUCCCUUUGAGCGCCUGUCUGGACACUUUCGCCCAGCCGGAAACCGUGGAGCAGUUCUACAGCACGGCCAUCAACGCAAAAACCACUGCCAAGAAGACCACCAAGUUGGCCACCAUGCCCGACUUCCUCAUGCUGCACCUGAAGAAAUUCACCCUCCGAGAAGACUGGACCUCCGUCAAGCUGGAUGUCGCAAUCGACAUCCCGGAAAUCCUCGAUCUGGAAACCCUCCGCGGAACUGGCAAGCAACCCCACGAAGAAGAGCUCCCCGAACUGGUUGGCCAAGCCCCCUCGCCUCCUCCCAUGGACCCCGCCGUUUUGGAACAGCUCAUGGUGAUGGGAUUCCCUCCGGAGGCAUGCAAGCGAGCCAUCUUCUUCACCAAGAACUCCGGUGCCGAGGCGGCCACGCAGUGGAUCAUGGAACAUAUUGCCGACGCGGACUUUGCUGCGCCCUUCGUUCCCCCAGGAACCGACACCGGAAAAUCCACCUCCGGCGCCGCUUUCGUGGCGGAUCCGAUGGGACUGGAAAUGCUCAUGGGAAUGGGUUUUACCACCCAGCAGGCCACCAAGGCCCUGAAGGAAACGCAGAACAAUACCGAACGCGCCGUCGAUUGGAUCUUUUCCCACACGGAUGAACUGAACAGCAUGGCCAUGGGGGGAGACGGCCAAGAGACUGAAACAGCAGCGGAACCGAGCACCUCGAGCGCAGCGCAGUACCGCGAUGGAACGGGAAAAUACAAACUGGUGGCAUUUAUCUCCCACAUGGGCAGUUCGUCCCAGGUCGGUCACUACGUGUGCCACAUCCUGAAGGACGGCCAGUGGGUGAUCUUCAACGACAACAAGGUGGCCAUAUCGCAGAACCCUCCGAAGGAGCUGGGCUAUCUCUACCUCUACCAGCGAGUCUAGGAGUCCCAAAAGUGAUCGGUAAGGUAUUAAGCCUCUCUUGUUUUUCCUCAUUGAUUAUUUCUCCCCCCGUACCGAUAUAAUGGAGUAGUUUCGAAACAAUUACAUUACAAUAGCUGCAUUAUUGAUCGAUUUACAUUGCCCGUUGUGGGGAUUCUUGUGCUAACUUAUAUACUGUUCUCUAGAAGCACGGCAAGCAGAUAAUAAAAUGAAUCGUACUUUUGUCAAACUGAA